This is a messenger RNA of Colletotrichum godetiae, 679 nucleotides long. RefSeq lists its product as uncharacterized. The transcript has a single exon. NCBI's taxonomy places the organism in Eukaryota, Fungi, Ascomycota, Sordariomycetes, Glomerellales, Glomerellaceae. The record is from RefSeq and is a predicted model, not a curated record. Bases 253 to 642 code for a protein of 129 amino acids.
UCCAUUCUGAUGGAGGGCCGUGAGGGCAUACGUAUACGGGUAGUAGAAGUACCAUGCAGCCGGUCAGCAUCAAAUCGAAGCCUUGAAAGAACGAUCGAUUGAUCUGCUGUUUAGAACUGGUUAGGUAUCAGCUCGAGAGCUCCAAGCUGUCAGCUUUGCAUUCGAAACGUCAAUCUCGAGGAGCUGGGCGUUGGAUGUGGCGCUGUCAAAAGCGCCUGUUCCCCAACUUGGGCAACUUGGUGUGUUCAAGUCAUGCCCCCCACCAUCAGGGCUGUGCAGGUGAUGGAAGGUACUUUUCCCAAUGCUGCCUGCCAUGUUCCAAGUACCACAAGUACCACAGAACUACGGAGUACCCAAGGCAAGAAGCAGGUCGCCUUCGAUGGCCGCCCUCCUUCCACGGUCCCACGGAUUGCACCUGCAGCAACCCCUGUCAAGGCAAUCGGGUGCUUGCCGGGAAACUGCCCACCAGGCCGGGAACAUAAUCAGUCAUCAGGGGCCAGAAGGGAGAGCGAGCCAAUGGAGGAGCACCGCUGUCAUGUUGGCAAGGAGAGGUGCCGCAAGAAAGCAAGGUACGAAGUACAGGCGAUUCGAGGGCUUUGUGUUGGCUAUGUUCCAGUGUUGGACCCCAAGUUGUAUUAUUGAUGACAAGUAAGCGUAAUGACAUGACAGGCAACAUCAU